Molecule: messenger RNA, 2330 nt
Organism: Macadamia integrifolia
Lineage: Eukaryota; Viridiplantae; Streptophyta; Magnoliopsida; Proteales; Proteaceae
Product: probable E3 ubiquitin-protein ligase ARI8
Exons: 1
Coding region: 253-1881 (542 amino acids)
Biological process (GO): ubiquitin-dependent protein catabolic process; protein polyubiquitination; positive regulation of proteasomal ubiquitin-dependent protein catabolic process
Cellular component (GO): cytoplasm; ubiquitin ligase complex
Molecular function (GO): ubiquitin conjugating enzyme binding; zinc ion binding; ubiquitin protein ligase activity
Source: RefSeq, a predicted model, not a curated record
ACAAGGACCUGAGGUUUUGGGUAUGGGAAUACGUAUUCUCCUACUUGCCUCUAUCAAUCGAUCUCCGCCCCGAUCCGCCCCUCCCUUCCCCGCGCCGCCACCCCUUGAAGAAACCCUCAAUUCCUUCAUCAAUCGAUUUCUUCAUCUCUGUGUUCUCCGGCUGCCGUUUUGUGUUUCUCGUGCAUUAGUGUACUGAUAAGGGUUUUCGAGCUUGACGAAUUUUGGGGUUUCAGGAUCUUUGAUUCAAGGGGAAUGGAUACAAAGCAUGAUGUGUAUGAUGAUCAUGGAGACGAUCUCUACAGCGAUGAUAGAGCCAUAGAUGACUAUGGUGAUUAUCUCGAUUAUAGCGAAGGGACGUUAGAACAAAAGCAGCAGGAGAAGAACUACACCAUCUUAAGCGAGGUAGAUAUACGUCGACGCCAAGAUCAAGGUAUUAAAACCAUUUCUACUGUUCUUUCAAUAUCAAGAUCUUGGUCAAGUAUCCUUAUGUGUCACUAUAAUUGGAAUAUCAGUAAAGUUCAUGAAGCAUGGUUUACAGAUGAGGAGAAAGUUCGCAAAUCUCUUGGUUUAUUAGAGAAACCCAAUUUUGAAUUCCCAGAAAAUUUUCAAGAACUUGUUUGUCCAAUCUGUUUCGAAAAUUAUCCUCUUGAUAAGAUGGCUUCCGUUGAUUGUGGCCAUUUCUUCUGUGUUACAUGUUUGGGAGGUUACAUUAGCACAUCAAUUAAUGAUGGCCCAGGAUGUUUGAUGUUGCGAUGUCCAGAUCCAUCUUGCAGUGUUGCAAUAGAUCAAGACUUGAUCAAUCAAUUGGUUUCUGAUGAAGAUAAGGAGAAGUUUUCUAGGUACCUUCUUAGAUCUUAUAUCGAAACCAACAGGAAAAUCAAAUGGUGUCCUUCUCCAGGUUGUGGAUUUGCUAUAGAAUUCGCGAUUGGUAGUAGUAGUAAGAGCUGGGAUGUUAUUUGUCGCUGUUCAUAUGGCUUUUGCUGGAAUUGUACCGAGGAAAUUCACCGGCCGGUGGACUGUGACACAGUAGCUAAGUGGAUUUUGAAGCAUAGUUCUGAAUCUGAAAGUACAAAUUAUAUACUUGUUUAUACCAAACCUUGUCCCAAGUGUAAAAGGCCAAUUGAGAAGAAUCAUGGGUGUAUGCAUAUGACAUGUAGAGCUCCUUGUAAUUUUGAGUUUUGUUGGCUAUGUCUUAGUGAAUGGUCAGGUCAUAGUAUAGCAUGUAAUCGUUAUAAUACAGGAAAGGAAGAUGGAGGAACUGGAAUUAACAUUGAGGAUGAGAGGAGAAGAAAGAAGGCUAGACUAUAUUUGGAGAAAUAUAGUCAUUAUUAUGAAAGAUGGGCAAGUAACCAGUCAUCAAGGCAAAAGGCUUUGGCUGAUUUACACCAAAUGCAAACUACCCAACUUGAUAAUUUGAUGGCUAAACAGCCUGAAACCUCCGGGCAUCUCGAAUUCAUAACGGAGGCAUGGUUGCAGAUAGUUGAAUGUAGGAGAGUACUUAAGUGGACUUAUGCCUAUGGAUAUUAUCUUCCUGAGGAUGAACAUGCUAAGAUAUAUUUAUUUGAGUACUUACAAGGCCAAGCAGAGUCUGAAUUAGAAAGGCUUCAUGAUUGUGCGGAGAAGGAAUUACAGGUUUACAUUGAGACUGAAUGUUCAAGUCAAGGAUUCAAAGAAUUCCGGGCAAAACUGAUUGGACUGACCAAGGUUACAGGGAAUUAUUUUGAGAACUUGGUCCAAGCGUUGGAGAGUGGGCUCUCUGAUGUUGAAAACCGGGGCACUUGCAGCGGCGAAGGACACACAAAGAGCUUGGGAGGUGGCGGAGACCCGAAAGGGAAGAAGUUCCGAUUAAUCAUUGGUGGAAACAGUCUUGGUCUGGAAUGAUUAGGUCUAUUCGCUGCUUAGUGUCAGCUGUAGAGAUAGGCUGUUGAUUUUGUUGUGGAGUUUUCUCCAUCUUUUACAGCAGUACUCAGAAAAUAGUCACCCGCUUAGCGGCUUAAGUUGAGGUGCGAAGCUGCUACUAGUUGCAACUAUAAUGAAAGAUAGGCUUGCUGACCCACAACUGGGAAAGAUCUCAUCAGUAUAGGAAUGAUAUCUAUUCAAUAUGGUAGUGCAAUAUUUUUGCUAAGAAGGGGGAGAAAGAAGAAGCCUUCCUGGUACAUCUAGGUCAGUGUAUUGUGGCUGUUUUUAAAAGCUAGUAGUGGAAUAAGGGAAAGGAGAUAAAUCUCUUGGGUGUUUCAUCAUGAGGCUCAUAAAUUAUUUUCCCAACUUUUUUAUUAGGUUGUAAGGCUCUUGAGGCUCAUAAAAUCAAUGAAAACUCUUUGGUGCUGCAA